AGUUCUAUUUUGACGGCCGGCUCUUACAAAUAUAUCGAUUUGACAUAUCAGUGUGUUGUUUUCGAUGAAUCGAAGACAACUCUGACAAUAUUUUUGUUCGAUAUAUUUUCGACCAGUGCUGCCACCAACCGAAAAAAAGGUCGGUGUGCGCGCGUUAUUUGAAGCCAAAUACAGGAGCAACAACAAUAUGGCGAAACAAAACCCAAACAAGGAAAUACCCAGCUUUACAUCGAUUUGCGGUGCACGACGCAUCUGCUCCAAAUCGAAAAUGUUAUAUACGCGUCCCAAGCCAGAUGUACUCCAGAGCAUAUUACAAUCAAAGGCGAAUUCUGAAUAUAAAUCACGACGUCUAUGGUAUGAACUUAAUAUGCCCGAGUGUGCAAGUCGCUUAUUCGAUGGCCAAAUGCUGUCUGAUCUGCCCGAGAGCAUGGUCUGUGCGAAAUCACGAUCGCGAAACAGAUUAUCCGACAAGUCUGGAGAGGGUGAGUCCAAAGGAAAAUCAACUUCAAACUACAUGGCCAUGCGACAGGAACGGGAGAACUUCCGUCGCAAACUUGUAGAGCUUAUCUUGAAUAUGGAUGAUGAAGAUCGUGAAACGAUCCGCAACCGCAGAUCUGAGUCUGUUUUUCCCGAUCAGAGUGAACGUGAAGUUCUUCGUUAUUAUUACUAUAUCAAACAUGGCAUUGACACAAUACACGUGUCGACUAUUAGCAAAAAGACACUUAAAAGGAUCAUAAAUCUGGUGCCGCCUUUAUUAAAGAAAUGGGAGUCAGCUUUAGUAGAAAACGUUGCCGAGGUACGUUCGGAUUAUGUGUUUGCUAUGAAAAAGGCUGUGGUGGAUUUUGUCUUGAGGCAUUCGGUUUUAGAUCGUUUGACCCAGGAGGGCACGCCAGCCACCUUUAAAACACCCGAGCGACAGGAGAUCAAAAUCUUGAUGAACCACUGGCGUUAUCGUUAUGAUGAGAAUCGCAAUCGUUUGAUGAAAACACUUUUCUGUAUCCAUCGAAGCGUUGCCAGCAUUCUCGAGGUCUGGAGCAUGAAAUACAGCAUGAAGAACAUGGUCAAUAUUGAAGAGCUUAGUAAGGUCGAUAAGCCAUUUACUCUAUUCAAUUUUGUGUAUUUGUGCGGUAGCCAAAUCGAUAUUGCCAAGAUCUUGCUUGAGGACGUGUGGUAUGGUGAGAUCCAUACAACUUUAUUGAGGGCCAGCAAACGUGGCCAAUUGCCGGACAUUAGACGCAUGACGUUGGUGAAACGUUUCUUCAAUUGUGUCGCAGCUUUAAUGACCCAACAACUGGAGGACAUUUGCAUACGUAGUCUGAAAGCUUUUGCUGAUUUUGUCUGCGAUUUUGGGCAUUCGAAUCCUGGAUUUCAAAUCUCCAUAUUCCUAGCCGAAGAGGACACAAUUGCUUUUAAUCCUGGAUUCUCGAAAGUCCAAAGUGAACUGCUGCGGAUAGAUUCGAUUGUGAUGAGUGUACAGUCAAUGCCUAGGAUCGAGGGAAAGCUCUAUACGGAUCUGAAGAUCUCGAAAAAGUUUUACUUGACGCCGACUGUCCCGGAUAGCAUUGUAGCCGAUACAAAGAAUAGGAUUUGUAUGAUGCUGGAGGAGCAAAGAAUUGGACCCGAGCUGCGAUUGCAGGACUUUGAUCAGUUUAUCGAUCUUAUUAAUGGCAUUGAUGCAGAACGUGUUGCACGCUUCAUGGAGAGCGAUGCUACAUUUGAGCAGUACAUUGAUAUGGUCUAUGAGUAUCGGGAGAAGGAGGAUCGGAUUGCGAAGGAGGUGUGGGGUGUAAUAAGGAUGGGAUUGUACGAAUUUCAUCGGGGAAAGUUCAUUGAUCACAUGGAACAGUUGGCGAGGCAAUUGCAAUCGGAUCUGCUUGCCAGGAUGGUAGCUGAUCAGCAAGCGAGGAUCAGUCGACUAGGCAAAGAGUAUGAUACGAUUGCCAAGAAGGCAUUGACUGUGCCCAAGGAUACGGCGGAAUUGAUGGAACUUAAGGCUUAUGUGGUGCAUGCCGAGGAGAAUCUGGUGCCGGAUAUGGAGACGCGCCUAAAGGUCAACAUGACGGAGAUACUCUGGUUAAUGGAUCACACGCUGUACUCUCCGUUGGAGAUCAAGAACAACAGCAACUCAUUCCAAUGGUAUCUGAAAUUGGCCUCAGUUUUUGAACAGCAUCGGGCCAUUAUCGCGGAGAAGAUGAUCGAGUACCAGGAGUUGCUCAAGAAGCGCAUCGAAAUGUUCCGUCGGGAGUUGCAGAAUUACUACGAUCAAGUGCAAACCUACGACACUUGGGGUGACAUCAAGCAGCUGUCAAAGUAUAAAAAACGAGCAACAGUUUUAGAUCAACGUCUGGUCACUGCCAUGGAGACCAUCGAUCAGAUAAAUGAGGAGGAAACAUCCUACGGUUGGGAUCUCUCCCAAUAUCCCGUGCGCAAGAAGACCCACGAUCAGUUGAAGCCCUAUAAAAAUCUCUUUGAUGCUGGACAGGACUUUAUAGACAAGUGGGAACUAUGGAUGUAUUCCCAAGUGGGAUCAUUUGACCCGGAUGAAAUUGAUGGUGAUGUUGCCAACUUUUAUCGUGUAAUACAAAAACUGGAGAAGCUUAUGGGUGAACAUCCCACCACGAUGCAGCUAAUCUUGGAUGUCAAAGAUCAAAUCGAACAAUUCCGUGGUCAUAUGCCAAUUAUUAAUACACUAGGAAAUCCUGGCAUGAAGUCGCGUCAUUGGGAACAAGUUUCUGAGAUUAUUGGCUUCCCUAUUAAAGUCUCGCCGGAGUUGACUCUCGAGAAGAUUAUUGAAUAUCAAUUGGAUGAGUAUGUGCCCAAAUUCGAGGCGAUUUCAGAAAGCGCUACCAAAGAGAAUAAUCUUGAAAAGGCCAUGGCUAAAAUGGCCAACGAAUGGGAAGGUGUUGAGUUCAAUAUAUCGCCAUAUAGAGAUUCUGGUACCUUUAAGCUGUCUGCCGUGGAUGACAUACAAAUAUUGCUGGACGAUCAAAUCAUCAAGACGCAGACAAUGAAGAGCUCACCCUAUAUCAAACCAUUUGAGGCAGACAUACUCAAGUGGGAGGCUAAGCUCAUGUUGCUGCAGGAAAUCCUGGACGACUGGUUGCGUGUCCAGGCUACCUGGAUGUACUUGGAACCUAUUUUUAGCAGUCCCGACAUACAGCAACAAAUGCCCGAGGAAGGUCGUCGCUUCAGUGCUGUGGAUAAGAUCUGGAAGGAGCUGAUGAAGCAAGUGGCUUCAGAUUCUCGUGUCAUGACCGUUGUGCAAAUUGAUAAGAUGAAUGAUAAGCUAAAGAAGGCCUAUUACUUAUUGGAAAAUCAAAAGGGACUUAAUGCAUAUUUGGAGAAGAAACGUUUGUACUUCCCGCGCUUCUUCUUCCUGUCCAAUGACGAGUUACUCGAAAUACUCUCGGAAACAAAGGAUCCAACACGUGUGCAACCGCAUCUCAAGAAAUGCUUUGAGGGUAUCGGCACAUUGAAUUUCACUGAGGAAUUGGAAGUUACAGCAAUGCGUUCCUCAGAGCGUGAGGAGGUCAUUUUGGUGGAUGUCAUCUCAACAGCCAAGGCACGUGGUCAGGUCGAGAAGUGGCUACUCGAACUCGAGUUUGAUAUGAAGAAGAGCUUACAUCACAAGAUAUCGGAGGCAUUCUAUAGUUAUGUGAAGAUGCAGCGUAAUAUCUGGGUAUUGACCUGGCCAGGUCAAUCUGUGCAGUCCAUAUCGUUGACCUAUUGGACUUUAGAGAUAACUGAAUGUUUUGUCAGCGAGACGCCGAAAGAAAGUCUGGCCAAAUAUCUGCAAAAGUGCAUGAUGCAGAUCAAUAAGAUCGUUGAUCUCGUGCGAGGUGAUCUCAACACUCAGAAUCGUAUAACACUUGGAGCUUUGGUUGUGUUGGAUGUCCAUGCUCGGGAUGUGCUCGCUGAGAUUGUCGAGAAAGAAGUUGAGGAUCUGCAGGACUUCCAAUGGCUGUGCCAGCUGCGUUAUUAUUGGGAGGAUAACAAUUUGGAUACACGCAUGAUCAACUGCUCGUUGCCUUACGGAUAUGAGUAUCUCGGGAAUACUCCUCGUCUUGUGGUUACUCCACUCACAGAUCGUUGCUAUCGCACUUUGUUUGCCGCCUUGAAUCUGCAUUUGGGCGGCGCUCCAGAGGGUCCAGCUGGCACAGGAAAAACGGAGACCACCAAAGAUUUGGCCAAAGCUGUGGCGAAGCAAUGUGUGGUCUUUAAUUGCUCAGAUGGCUUGGAUUAUUUGGCACUGGGCAAGUUCUUUAAGGGUCUUGCUUCGUGUGGCGCCUGGUCGUGCUUUGAUGAGUUCAAUCGUAUUGAUUUGGAGGUGUUGUCGGUGGUUGCCCAACAGAUUUUGACUAUACAACGUGGCAUUAAUUCCGGCUCCCCAACGCUGGUCUUUGAGGGCACCACUUUGACUUUAGAUCCCACUUGUGCUGUAUUUAUCACCAUGAAUCCUGGCUAUGCGGGUCGCUCUGAGUUGCCGGACAAUUUGAAGGCUCUCUUCCGUUCCGUGGCCAUGAUGGUGCCGGAUUAUGCUUUAAUUUCGGAAAUUGAGCUGUACUCCUAUGGCUUCCUCACCGCCAAACCGCUCUCGGUCAAGAUUGUGGCUACUUAUCGCCUAUGCUCGGAGCAGUUGAGCACCCAGUGUCAUUACGAUUAUGGCAUGAGAGCUGUCAAGUCUGUGUUGAAAGCAGCUGGUGCUUUGAAGCUGCGUUAUCGCGAUGAGAAUGAGGAUAUUCUCGUGCUGCGCUCCAUUAAGGAUGUCAAUUUGCCCAAGUUCCUUAAUCAGGAUAUACCGCUGUUCCAAGGCAUUACCUCCGAUCUGUUCCCAGGUGUAACACUUCCCGAAGCCGACUAUGUCGUGUUCAAUGAGUGCACUCAAUGGGCGUGUGAAAAGCAAAACAAACAAUGUACACCUUUUGUGCUGGAGAAGGUGCAACAGCUCUACGAGAUGAUUGUGGUGCGGCAUGGUCUGAUGCUGGUGGGUUAUCCAUUUGGUGGCAAGACCACAACUUAUCGCGUGCUCGCCGAGGCUCUCGAGUGCAUGGAGAAGAAGGAUGGUUCCGAGAACAAGGCAAUCUUUACGAUUAUCAAUCCUAAAGCUAUAACAAUGGGUCAGCUAUAUGGUCAGUUUGAUGCGGUGUCUCACGAGUGGAGCGAUGGCAUUCUGGCUGUCAAUUAUCGCAUCUUUGCAGUCUCCGAUUCUCCCGAUCGGAAAUGGUUAAUCUUUGAUGGUCCUGUGGAUGCCAUUUGGAUUGAGAACAUGAACACUGUGCUGGAUGAUAACAAGAAAUUGUGCUUGAUGUCUGGUGAGAUUAUCCAACUCUCCAAUACGACGAAUUUGAUCUUUGAGCCAAUGGACUUGGAGGUGGCUUCCCCAGCGACAGUUUCCCGCUGUGGCAUGAUCUAUUUGGAGCCCAGUUCCUUGGGUUGGGAGCCUUUAGUCACGUCCUGGAAGAAUACAUUACCCGCCUCAUUUCACAGCGUUAGCAAGAACUUGAUCUCUAUGCUGAUACAACGUUUCUGCCCCUUGCUUCUCCAUGUGGUGCGGAAAAGUCUGCGGGAAAUUGCGCCCACUUCGGAUACAAAUCUGAUGGUCAGCUUGAUGAACUUUUUCGAGUGUUUCAUUGACGAUUUCCGUGAUGAAAAGUAUGUGGCAAAUAUAUCCGAUUUGGACUUCCGAGCACAGGUCGAAGGAAUCUUUUUGUUCUCAGCCAUUUGGUCACUUGGAGGUUCGUUGACUGCCGAAAGUCGAGAGAAGUUCAAUUUGAUAUUCCGUGCAUUGUUGGAGAAGACAUUUCCACAGAGCAUGUACGAUACUUAUGGCAUUACAGAGGAUCUAUAUGUGGAUACGCUGGCCAAGCCUUUUAUCUUUCCGAUUCCCAAACAGGGUUCAGUUUUUGACUAUCGUUAUAUUAAGGAGGGCAAAGGCAAGUGGAAGCCUUGGCAGGAUGAUGUCAACUCUGCACCUCCCUUGCCACGUGACAUACCCGUCAAUCAGAUCAUCAUACAGACCAAUGAGAGUGUGCGAAUAGCUGCUGUAAUUGAUCUUCUGGUGCGUCAUGGAAAACCUCUGAUGCUGGUCGGACCCACGGGCACUGGAAAGAGUGUCUAUGUCAUUGACUUCAUGUUGACUCGAAUGGAUCUGUCAACUUAUAAGCCCCUUCUGAUCAGCUUUUCGGCUCAGACGUCUGCAAAUCAGACGCAGGAUAUUAUUAUGUCCAAGCUGGACAAGCGGAGGAAGGGCGUCUUCGGUCCGCCCCUGAAUAGUCGCUAUGUUAUAUUUGUGGAUGACGUUUCGAUGCCACUUAAGGAGAAUUAUGGCGCCCAGCCUCCGAUCGAAUUGUUGCGCAUGAUGUUGGAUCACAUGAUGUGGUAUGAUCGAAAGAAUAUAGUGCCCAUGAAAUUGAUUGAUCUUCAAAUGAUUGUCGCCAUGGGUCCUCCAUCGACGGGAAAUACGGUCACGCCGCGUUUUCAGCGUUUCUUCAAUGUCAUCUCAAUUGAUGACUUUAAUGAUGAUAUUAUGAGUACGAUCUUUGGCAAAAUUGUGCUCUGGCAUUUGGAUACGCGCGGCUUCUCGAAGGAAUUUGAUCCUUGUAUCGAUGAAAUUGUUAGUGCCACUUUAUCGGUUUACAAUGAUGCCAAAUUGAAUCUUUUGCCAACGCCUGCAAAGUCGCAUUAUUUGUUCAAUUUGCGUGAUUUUUCACGUGUUAUACAGGGUGUGCUGUUGUCGGUGCCGGAGGCAACGGAGGAUAUGAACUCGAUGCGACGUCUUUGGGUUCAUGAAGUGCUGCGAGUCUACGGAGAUCGUUUAGUGGAGGACGCAGAUCGCACUUGGUUAUUUGGAAAACUUUGCAGCACCGUUCAGGAAUGCUUCAAUAUAGAUCCAUCAAAAUUAUUUUCCCGCUUUGUAGGGAAAGAUAAGAAACUGGAGGAGGCCGAUUUUCGUCAAUUGAUUUAUUGUGAUUUUACGAAUCCAAAAGCAGAUACCAAGAAUUAUGUUGAGGUACAGGAUCUGGAGGAAUUGCGUAGUGUUGUGGAGGCCUAUCUUGUUGAAUAUAAUAAUAUGUCCAAGAAACCAAUGAAUCUGGUACUUUUCCGCUUUGCCAUCGAGCAUUUAUCGCGCAUAUGUCGCAUUAUAAAGCAGCCACGUAGUCAUGCUCUGCUCAUCGGUGUCGGAGGCUCCGGGCGUCAGAGCUUGACUCGAUUGGCUUCGCAUAUAUGUGACUAUGAGCUGUUCCAAGUGGAAAUCACACGAUUGUAUGGUCCCUAUGAGUAUCAUGAGGAUAUCAAAUUAAUAUUACGCAAGAUCGGUGCAUCCGAAAUGCAUGGUGUGUUCCUCUUUACGGACGUACAGAUUAAAGACGAAUCAUUCCUGGAAGACAUAAAUAAUCUGUUGAAUUCCGGUGAGGUGCCCAAUCUCUUUUCCAACGAGGAGAAAAUCGAGGUGGUCGAGAAGAUGGCACAAAUCGACAAGCAGCGUGAUAAAGCCGUACAAACUGAUGGCAGUCCCGUGGCCCUAUUUAAUUUCUUUGUGACGACCUGCAAGGACCAGUUGCAUAUAGUGUUGGCCAUGUCGCCAAUUGGAGACGCUUUGAGAAAUCGCAUUAGAAAGUUUCCAUCGAUUGUCAAUUGUUGUACGAUAGAUUGGUUCCAGCCUUGGCCAGAAGACGCCCUCUUGGCGGUGUCCACUCGCUUCCUGGCCUCUGAGGAUCUAACUGCACUGGAGCGUAAGACAGCAAUAGAUAUGUGCAUGGAAUUCCAUACAUCCACACAGGAGUUAUCAGCAAAGUUCUUUACAAGAUUACAUAGAUAUAAUUAUGUGACGCCCACUUCGUAUUUGGAAUUGAUUCAGACAUUCAAAUCGCUGUUAAGUCAGAAAAGAAACAACAUUACUAUGAAUCGCAAUCGUUAUUUGACGGGUAUUUCACAGCUGGAUAUUGCGGCACAGCAAGUGGGCGUAAUGCAGGAACAAUUGCAGGCCUUGGAGCCCAAGUUAAAGGAAGCCUCGGAGAUUGUUGCCGAGCAGGUGGCCAAGGUGACGGCGGAUAGCAAAGUCGCUGCGGAGCAAAGAGAAUUGGUUAAACUGGAUGAACAGGCGGCAAAGGAGCAGGCAGCUGUUGCCCAAGAAAUCAAAGAUGAAUGCGAUGCCAAGUUGGGUGAAGCGCUGCCCAUUUUGGAGUCGGCCUUAUCCGCACUUAAUACCCUUACUACCGCUGAUAUUGCUGUGGUGAAGACCAUGAAGAGUCCUCCGAUUGGUGUGCGGAUUGUUAUGGAGGCUGUUUGUAUUUUGAAGGACAUGAAGCCUGAUAAGGUGCCCAACCCCAGUGGCGUUGGGACCGUGGAAGACUAUUGGGGUCCCUCGAAGCGUGUGCUCAGCGAUAUGAAAUUCUUGGACAGUUUGCUCAACUUCGAUAAGGAUAAUAUUCCGCCCGAGGUGAUGAAGAAAUUACAACAACGUAUUCUCAGCAAUGAAGCCUUCGAUCCGGAAAAGAUCAAGUCGGCAUCUACGGCCUGCGAGGGUCUCUGUCGUUGGGUUAUUGCGCUCUCCAAGUACGAUGUUGUAGCCAAGAUUGUAGCGCCUAAAAAGAUUGCCCUCGCCGAGGCAGAAGCUACCUACAAUGCGGCCAUGAAACUGUUAAAUGAAAAGUUGGCUCAAUUGGCGCGUGUCGAGGCGAAUUUGGCAGCCAUUCAAAAGAUUCUUGAUGAACAGUUGCGGCAAUAUGGUAUUCUACUCUCGGAGCAUGAAGCCUGUACCAAGAAACUGCAACGUGCUCAGGAACUCAUUUCUGGAUUGGGAGGAGAACGUACUCGUUGGUCGGAAUCGGCUAAGAUGCUUCAAGCCAGCUUUAAGAGCGUCACAGGUGACGUGCUCAUCUCUUCGGGUGUUGUCGCCUAUUUGGGUCCUUUUACUAUCGAUUUUCGUCUCUCACAAAUCCACAAAUGGGUGACAAAGUGCAUAGAUUAUGGAGUCACCUGUACUCCGGACUUUCAGCUGGCCACUGUGCUCGGUGAAGCUGUUGAGAUUCGUUUCUGGAAUAUUUGUGGAUUGCCUACGGAUGCAUUUUCUGUUGAAAGCGCCAUUAUGAUGAAGAAUGCACGACGUUGGCCUUUAAUGAUUGAUCCACAGGGACAGGCCAAUAAAUGGAUUAAGAACUACGAGAAAAAUAAUAAAUUGUGUGUCAUUCGAUUGAAUCAAGCGGAUUACACGCGUGUGCUGGAAAAUGCAAUACAAUUUGGUUUACCUGUGCUGCUGGAAAACAUUGGGGAGGAGUUGGAUCCCAUACUGGAGUCCAUAUUGCAGAAGACUCUGUUCAAACAGGGUGGCACACUCUGUAUUAAACUGGGUGAUUCGGUUAUUGAAUAUAAUCAUAGUUUCAAAUUCUACAUGACCACGAAGCUAAGAAAUCCCCAUUAUCUGCCCGAAGUGGCGGUCAAGGUAACUCUUUUGAAUUUCAUGAUUACCACACAGGGAUUACAGGAUCAACUGUUGGGUAUUACCGUGGCACGUGAACGACCCGAUUUGGAGGCGGAGAAGAAUAAUCUAAUUGUACAGGGUGCUGAGAAUAAGCGCAUGUUGAAAGAGACUGAAGAUCAGAUAUUGGAGGUACUUUCGUCAGCCGAAAAUAUUCUCGAGGAUGAAACAGCUGUACAGAUUUUGAGCUCAGCUAAAGCCUUAGCGAAUGAUAGCGAAAAGCAAAUUAUUACGGAGGCUACAGAAAAACAGAUCGAUUUGGCACGUCUCAGCUACGUUCCCAUUGCUGAACAUUCAACGAUUUUAUUCUUUACCAUAGUGGAGCUUGCUAAUAUUGAUCCCAUGUAUCAAUACAGUUUGGUUUGGUUUGUCAAUCUAUAUAUGGGUUCGAUUGACAAUACCGAAAAGGUCGAUGAUAUUACAGCACGUUUGGCGGACUUGAGAAAUCAUUUCACCUACAGUCUGUACGUCAACAUCUGUCGCAGUCUGUUCGAGCGUGAUAAGCUCUUGUUCUCGCUCAUAUUGAACAUCAAUCUGAUGAAGCAUGAAAACCUGAUUGACAACGCCGAAUGGAUGUUCCUGCUCACUGGCGGCAUUGGUCUGGAGAAUCCAUACAAGAAUCCCGCACCCUGGCUGGGUGUACAAAAUUGGGAUGAGAUUUGCCGUCUGUCGAAUAUUCCAAGUUUCAAAGGACUACGCGAAGAUGUUACCGCCAAUCCAUCCAAUUGGAAGUUGCUAUUCGAUGCCAAGUUUCCCCAGGAUAAUCAAUCUGUACCCAAGGAGUGGUCAAAACGUCUAAGUGUAUUUCAAAAGUUAUUGUUGCUGCGUUGCUUCCGACCUGACAAAUUGGUGCCAGCUGUGCUGAACUUCGUCUCGGGAGAGUUGGGCGCCAAAUUUGUGGAUCCACCGCAGUUUGAUUUGAGUGCAUCUUUUGGAGAUUCACAUUGUUGUGUGCCAUUGAUUUUCAUUCUUACUCCCGGCUCGGAUCCAACGGCUACACUUCUUAAAUUUGCUGAGGAUCAAGGCUUUGGAACGAAUCGCUUGUUCUCUCUGUCCUUGGGACAGGGACAGGGUCCCAUUGCCAUCAAGAUGAUUGAUGAGGGCGUCAAACUGGGCAAUUGGGUUGUUCUACAAAAUUGCCAUUUGGCUGCCAGCUUUAUGCCUUCUUUGGAGAAGGUCUGCGAGAAUCUCCUACCCGAUUCAACGCAUCCAGAUUUUCGUUUAUGGUUGACUUCCUAUCCGGCCGAACAUUUUCCGGUUGUGGUGCUGCAGAAUGGCAUCAAAAUGACUAAUGAGCCGCCUAAAGGAUUACGCUCUAAUAUCCUACGAUCUAUGAUAAGCGAUCCUAUAAGUGACCUGGAGUGGUAUGAAUCCUGCACUCAACCUCGUAUCUUUAAGCAGUUGAUAUAUUCGCUGUGCUUCUUCCACGCUGUCAUCCAAGAACGUCGUUACUUUGGACCCAUCGGCUGGAAUAUUCCCUAUGAAUUUAAUGAAACGGAUUUACGCAUAUCCCUGAUGCAGUUGCGCAUGUUCCUCAAUCAAUACGAGACUGUUAAUUAUGAUGCCCUGCGUUAUUUGACCGGAGAGUGUAAUUAUGGUGGUCGAGUCACCGAUGAUUGGGAUCGUCGUACCCUGAAAACGAUAUUGGAUAGGUUUUAUUGUCCUGCUAUCAUUGAUCUGGAGAAACCAUACUAUUUGGAUGACACUGGAUUGUACUAUAUACCUGUCUUCAAGGAUGUCGAUUUAUAUUUGACAUUUACAAGGGAAUUGCCACAGAUCUCUGCUCCAUCUAUUUUCGGUUUCCAUGCGAAUGCCGAUAUUAUGAAGGAUCAACAGGAGACUGAUAUGUUGCUCUCACACACGUUGCUGACACAGAAACUGGAGAAAACCCAAAGGGUUUAUGUAGAUGUUUUAUCGAAACGCUAUCCCGAAAACCUAUCCUUACCCACCUGUCCCACAUGUCCACCCUUCCUUGCGCUCUACAAUAUGCCACUUAAGGACACAAGCGGCUCCCAAGACGAUAGCGAAGGCUCCAAGGCGUUGACCCCCGAAGAGGUCGUGACUAAUGUCGCCACUGAUAUACUGGAUAAACUUCCCAAGUUGUUCGACCGGGAUGAAGCUCUAUUGCGUUAUCCAACUCGAUAUAAUGAGAGCAUGAAUACGGUCUUGGUACAGGAAAUGGUGCGAUUCAACGUGCUUCUCAAUACAAUAAGAACGAGUCUCAUUACAUUGAGGAAGGGCAUCAAGGGUCUCGUGGUAAUGUCCGCUGCUGUGGAGGCGGUCUAUAAGUCUGUGCUUAUUGCCAAAAUACCUGCUAUGUGGGCUAGCAAGUCCUAUCCCAGUCUCAAACCACUUGGCAGCUAUGUCACGGACUUUUUGCGUCGUUUGGAAUUUCUGCAGCAUUGGUAUGACCAUGGCGCUCCAUCGACCUUCUGGUUGUCCGGGUUCUUCUUUACCCAGGCAUUUUUGACGGGCGCCCAGCAGAAUUAUGCCCGUAAAUAUGUAAUUUCCAUAGAUCUGUUGGCUUUUGACUACGAAGUACUUUCGCUGGAGGAGCAUGAAAUGAAGGGUACUACAGCACCUGCUGAUGGUGUCUACGUUUAUGGCAUCUUUCUCGAAGGUGCCUGCUGGGAUCGCAAGAAUAAAUAUUUAGCUGAAUCACGACCGCGAGAACUUUUCGAUACAAUGCCUCUCAUUUGGUUAAGGCCAUUGAAACGCAGCGAUUUACCAGAGAGACAUACCUAUACCUGUCCUAUGUACAAGACGGCUGAGAGACGUGGUGUUUUGUCCACCACAGGACACAGUACCAAUUUUGUGGUCGCCAUGCUCCUCAGCUGUAAUCCAAACACACCAAUUGCCCAUUGGAUAAUUCGCGGAACGGCGCUUCUUUGCCAGUUGAGUUUCUAAAUUGCGUUGAAAUACUCGAAAUCGGUAAACACGAGUCUAUAUUUUCUAUAUUACAUGCUUUAGCUUGAUUAUGUACAUCUAAAUAUGUAUAAAUAAAUUAUCAGCUAGAAUGUUGCAGAAGAUCAGAUAGAUUAGAUCAAUGCUCCACAUAUGUGAAUAUAA
Molecule: messenger RNA, 12547 nt
Organism: Drosophila innubila
Lineage: Eukaryota; Metazoa; Arthropoda; Insecta; Diptera; Drosophilidae
Gene: Dhc36C
Product: dynein heavy chain 7, axonemal
Biological process (GO): microtubule-based movement
Cellular component (GO): dynein complex
Molecular function (GO): ATP binding; minus-end-directed microtubule motor activity; dynein light intermediate chain binding
Source: RefSeq, a predicted model, not a curated record